This is a messenger RNA of Cuscuta europaea, 906 nucleotides long. The record is from the annotation of a GenBank genome assembly. NCBI's taxonomy places the organism in Eukaryota, Viridiplantae, Streptophyta, Magnoliopsida, Solanales, Convolvulaceae.
CGGUACAUCGUCAAUUCCGCCCGCCCGAUCCAUUCGUCGUCCUCAACGAUCUAUUUAGCAAUCUUAUUCCAUAAGCUGCAGUAUUCUCACAUUACAGUGCAAAUUACAAAGUCUUACUUAAAUUCCCGGUUACUUGCUACCCUAAGCCAUGAAUUCGUCGAUCUCACUCCGAUUUCCUCAAAACCAGCUCUGGUCAGGUACUCCCUUGAUGCAAGCUGAACAGUGCUAUAGUUCCAGUAGAUUGGUCUUCGUUCCUUUCUCCCAUCAGAAACCAAAAUUUGGAUCUCUGACGGUUAAAGCUAGCACUGUUACCAGAGGAAGAUCUAAUGAAGCAGCCAGUUUCAUUGGUGGUUUUGUGCUUGGUGGAAUUCUUGUUGGGGCAUUGGGAUGCAUAUAUGCACCACAGUUGAGCAAGGUUCUAUCAGAAGCUGACCGAAAAGAUUUGUUGAGAAAAAUGCCAAAGUUUAUAUAUGAUGAAGAGAAAGCUCUGGAGAAGACUCGGAAAACACUGGCUGCAAAGAUAGAACAAUUGAACUCUGCCCUGGACUCUAUGUCCUCACAACUUAAUGUUGAUGAUGUGCGGCCGAAUAAGGUUGCAGCAAAACGACCAGAAGAAACUUCCAAAUAAGUUGCAAGAUUUGCUAUGCCUUUGGGAUAUCUUUGUUUGAACUUAUUUCUUGUACUUUGUUGUUACCAUAACUACCGAUCGCGCUUAGAUUUCGUCAUAUGCAUACAUAAUAUUAAUAUAAAUGCAUUUCCUAUCUGAAAAAUAUAUUGGCGUGUGUACAUAUUAUUAUACUUCCUGUCUCAUUAAAUACUCAUUUUCCUACUACCUAUAUUUCAUUUUAUGUGUCGUACUUUGGUUUGACACAAUUAUUAAUAAAGUCAUUGAAAAAGUAAAAAUUG